AUGCGCGCGAUUCAAGUGAGAGAAUACGUCAAGGGACCCCUUGACCUUACGGUCACAACCCUGCCGACUCCCUCUCCUUCCCCAGAUCAAUACUUGAUCCAAGUCCAUUCCGCUGGAACCAACUUCUUCGAUCUUCUCCAGAUUCAAGGCAAAUACCAGAAUCAGCCGCCACUUCCAUGGAUUUCCGGCGCGGAGUUUGCGGGCACAGUCCUCAGUACCCCUAGCGGCAACAAAUCUCCGAAAUACAAAGCUGGUGAUCGCGUCUUUGGCGCCAGCCAAGGCGCAUAUGCUACACACAUAGUAGCAACGGAGCGCUCGUUGCUCCCCGUUCCAGAGGGAUGGAGCUUCGAAGAUGCCGCAGGGCUAUUUAUCACAGCGCCCACUUCAUAUGGUGGCCUUGUACAUCGUGCCAACGUGCAGAAGGGUGAAUGGGUUCUUGUUCACGCGGCUGCGGGUGGCGUUGGGCUCGCCGCAGUGCAAAUUGCCAAGGCGAAAGGGGCUACAGUAAUUGCUACAGCGGGAACGGAGAGGAAACGACAGGUUGCCAAGAGCUUUGGAGCCGAUUACACGAUCGAUUAUCGGGACCCCAAAUGGCCUGAUGCCGUGAAGAAGCUUUGUGCGCAACACCGAACAGGUAAUGGAAAGGCUGGCGUCGAUAUUGUGUACGAUCCUGUUGGUAUGAUCGAUCAGAGCCUAAAGUGCGUGGCCUGGAAUGCACGAUUGCUCGUUAUCGGAUUUGCGGCAGGAAGUAUCGAGAAGGUCGCGUUGAACCGUGUACUGUUGAAAAAUGUAAGCCUUGUUGGGCUGCACUGGGGCCAGUAUGCAAAUUUCGAGAAAGAAACCGUCGGUGUCGUUUGGAAGGGAAUAUUUGACUUGGUGAAGGAAGGAAAGUUUAAAGGGACCAGCUUCAAGGACGAAACCUUUGUUGGCCUCGAGUCCGUACCGAGGGCGUUACAAGCUCUUGGGGGUAGGGAAACAUGGGGAAAGGUGGUUGUUAAAGUUCCCGACGAGGAACAAUCCGGGGCCAAAUCAACUCCAGCUUACACGAGCACAAAACGGGCAGAUGUGUUCGCUGUCCUUCCAAAUGAAAGGGCUCGUAAGGACGCUGUCCCUUUAGCCGCUCCACUCAACGAGGAGGAAGGUAAUGGGAAACCUGCGUUAGAGCAGCUGAGUUUGAAGAAUUGCUCCUAUGUGUGA
Messenger RNA from Coccidioides posadasii C735 delta SOWgp, 1197 nucleotides. RefSeq lists its product as uncharacterized. The record is from RefSeq and is a predicted model, not a curated record. Lineage: Eukaryota; Fungi; Ascomycota; Eurotiomycetes; Onygenales; Onygenaceae. Gene Ontology annotation, molecular function: oxidoreductase activity; zinc ion binding. Gene Ontology annotation, cellular component: mitochondrion.